Molecule: messenger RNA, 1824 nt
Organism: Diaporthe amygdali
Lineage: Eukaryota; Fungi; Ascomycota; Sordariomycetes; Diaporthales; Diaporthaceae
Product: caib baif family enzyme
Exons: 3
Coding region: 1-1824 (607 amino acids)
Source: RefSeq, a predicted model, not a curated record
AUGGCUACAUUGAUGAAGCGUCCAGAUGAGAUCCGAAUUCUCACGGCCAAUGGCAUGCUAGGAUACGGAUACAAGCUCAAUCAUUUCUGGUUUGGCGUUCAUGAAUACCGGCCUGACGCCAUCGUCAUCGAUUCUGGCAGCACGGAUGGGGGACCUUUCAAGCUGGGCAUGGGUCGGAAGACUGUUGCUGAUGAGUCCUACAUCCGCGACCUUACGCCUUUCAUUACAGCCUGCGCUCAUUAUGGCAUGAAACUUCUAAUCAGUAGUGCUGGUGGCGCCGGAAGCAACAAGCAUGUGGCUGAGAUUCUCGCUAUCGUUAACAAGAUCAUCGAGGACAACGGUUUCAAAUUCAAUAUUACCACAAUCGGUGCCGCGGUGCCCAAGGAACUCAUCCGGCAGAAGCUUGAGGAUGGCAAAAUUAGCCCCUGUGGCCCGGUUCCUCCUCUCACCAAUGAGGAUAUCGACUCAGCCGUCGACGUCGUUGCGCAAAUGGGGCAUGAGCCUUUCAUUAAAGCUCUCCAGGAGGAGAAGCCCGACAUCAUCGUUGCUGGUCGCUCAUACGACCCGUCGCCAUUUGCAGCGUUCUGCAUGAAUCUAGGCAUAGAACAGGCGCCCGCGUUUCAUCUAGGCAAGAUCCUCGAAUGUGGUGGGAUGUGUGCUAUACCAAAAGGGCCCUCAAUGAUUGCUACGGUACGCAAGGACUCUUUUGACCUGACGCCCUUGAAUCCUAUUGCGAGAUGUACACCCCUCUCGGUAGCAGCACACUCGCUCUACGAGAAGACAAGACCAGAUCGGCUUCCUGGCCCGGGAGGUGUGCUCCAUCUGGAUCAAGCUCAAUAUAAAGUGCUAGAGGAUGGCCGAACAACUCGCUGCUGGGGUUCUCGCUUCGUACCUACUCCGACGUAUCAAAUCAAGCUGGAAGGUGUGUCUCCCGUCGGCCACCGAGCAAUUUUCAUCGGUGGCUUCCGAGACCCCAUCCUUAUCUCCCAGCUUGAUGACUUCCUCGAGCAUCGUGUACGAAACUAUACGCGGGGUCUUUUCCCAGAGCUGGAUCAAUCCGAAGACUGUCGACUCAUUUUCCACGUCUAUGGACGGAACGCCAUCAUGGGACCCUUAGAACCACACUCCGUGCCUGCCCACGAAGUUGGUGUUCUCGGCGAGGUCGUUGCUCCUACGGCAGCGAAAGCCAUGGCCAUUUGCAACAGUGCCCGGGUCUGCUGCCUGCACCUAUACUACCCCGGCAUCCUUGCUACUUCGGGGAACCUUGCCAGCCCUUUAACUCCACUUGAGCAAGACGCCGGUGCUGUGUUCAAAUUCAGUCUCUAUCACUUGAUGGAGAUCGAUGACCCGACCGAUCCAAUCAUCUUCCCGAUCAAGUCCUCAAGCGUCGGAUCUGGCACGUUCUCGAAGGAUGACACCUUUGGGAAGCAGUACUACAACCGCGACGACUUUCUGAACGUGUCCCCAGAAGAGAUCACGACUAAGUCUGUUCCGUCCGGUCUCACUACGAUGAAAGAUGUGGCAAGCGUCGUGCGAUCUAAGAACAGUGGACCUUUUGAGUUGACUUUUGACAUCAUGUUUGAUGAUGAGAAGCAUUAUCAGCGCGUCAAGAAGGCCAAUGUUCUCACCAAUGAGACUAUGAAGACGUUAUAUCAGAUCAAAGAUGAAGACAUCGUUGUCAACAUGUAUUUCGAUCCAGCACUCGCAUGGAAGUGCACAAUCAGACGGCCGUGGGCACAGGGAAGUGUGGGCGAGCGUGACACUCUGGGAACUGCACAACACGCACCUCUAUUGUCCGUUUCUGUGCCUGCUGCUGAGACAUGA